Molecule: messenger RNA, 702 nt
Organism: Aspergillus calidoustus
Lineage: Eukaryota; Fungi; Ascomycota; Eurotiomycetes; Eurotiales; Aspergillaceae
Source: the annotation of a GenBank genome assembly
AUGAGUUCAGCUCGAAAGCAUAUCCUCGAGGGCAUGGAAGAUUCAUUGAGAAGACUCGACCUGCCGUACGUCGAUAUCGUUUACGCACAUAAACCAGACCCCGACACACCCAUGGAGGAAAUUGUGCGCGCCUUCAACCACUUGAUUAACGCCGGAAAGACCAUCUACUGGGGAACUUAUGACUGGAGCCUAACCGAGAUCACGGACGCCGUGGAUACUGCAGAAAGACUACACCUCGUUGGCCCGGCCGCUCAUCAGCCCGAGUAUAGCCUGCUGGCGCAGCUUCGAGUAACCCGCGAAUACACGCCGCUCUACGGGGUAGACCCCUAUGGGUUGACGACACACUCUCCCCUCAAAAAAGGCAUCCUCACGGGCAAGUACAAUAUCGUUACUUCUCCGCCACCAGGCAGUCGUCUGGCCGAGUCUAGGGCGAAAUUUAUCGAGGAGUAUCGAAAGACCUUUGGUGAUGCGGCUUGGGAAAAAGAUGCCGCGAAGGUUGAGAAGCUGAGGGAGAUAGUGAAAGACUUGGGCGUGUCAGUCGCCCAGCUGUCUAUUGCAUGGACUUUGUUUAAUCAAGAUGUAUCUUGCGUUAUCACCGGAGCCUCAAGGGUGGACCAGGUGAUGGAAAGCGUCAGGUCUCUGGAUGUAUUGCCCAAAUUCACAGUUGAUAUCAGUGCGCGAAUUCGGGAGGUGACAGGGUGA